AUGUCCACGGGUUUAGGCUUUAAAAUCGAGGCCUCACCAAACCAAAUUACCAUUGGUGUGACGCGAUAUCUAACGGUAAACUGUACGACCACAGCUGACAGUAUUUCUGGAAUGGCCAGCCUCCUGUCUCUCAUCAUCUACCGAUCACAUGGAGCAGACGACACCAACUUCAUAGAACUAGAUUCCAUCAACGUCUUCCAGUCUUCUGGUCACGUGAUAGAAAACACCCGCGACAACCAAACAUCAACAGUCAGUGAAAUAAGGAAUAUGAACUCUAAAAUAGAACAGUUGAGCAAAGUCGAUGACAAUCAGAACAGAGCAAUAUAUGGAAUAAACAGCUCUGUGGAAAACAUGAAGACUAGACAGGAAAUGUGGAACAGUCGUAUAGAGUCUAUUAAAAGAUUGUUAUUUAAAGAUUCGACAACAUACGGCCAACAUCGUUACUACCUCUCUUACCCGAGACCUGAUGCACAAAUAAAACACUACGAGGCAGCUUUGCACGGGUUGACCUUAGAUGUGGCCCCUGCCACGGUUGAAAUCGGGGUCACCAGAACCUUGCAGGACUUUCCUGACCAAAACAAAGCCGGAGUUUACAGAUGUGAGGUCAACGGUGUGGACCGCGGUGGACAUCCGGUUUCUGUCACCACAGGUCAAACAGUGACCAUCGUCAGUCCCAGUGUUGACGUCUUGGUCAAACAGGUCCAGGUUUUGACCAGCUACAUCGAACAGGUUCACUCGAUGGUUGAGGUUUUACACAAUUAUAAUCUCAAUAAUCGAAUCACUCAAAUCGAUGCUAACGUACAUAGUUUACUUAAUCAGAAUUUAAACAGUCGAAUAGAUCAAGUAAACGCGAAUGUUCGAGAUUUGCAGACUUACAAAACCUUGUGGAACGCAAGACUAGAAACUAUGAAGAACUCACUUUUUCACGUGUCUCCACAAUACGCUGAAAACGGGCAUCUCUAUCUUUUAUCUAAUAGACUUUACACAGUAGACAUAAGCCGUGCUCAGGCUACCUGUAUUCAAUACGGUGGCUACGUAGCUGAAGUCGACACCUAUGAUGAAAUGCAGUUUAUUAGAAGUUUUAUAUCAGGAUACACUGAUAUAUCUGUUGUUCUUAUUGGAGGUAGCGAUGAAGCAGUUGAAGGACACUGGGUUAACCAACACAAUGGUACACCGACCUACCUGAGCUGGGCAAACGGACAGCCGAACGCUGGAACUAGUGAAACUGUUUGUACUUAUGGAGGGGAGGAAACCUACAAAUGGCAGAUGAUUAUUGUUAUUUUAAGGGUUACGAGUAUCAUGUUUCGUUUCUAUGUGAAUUACCACUGUUGA
Physella acuta is the source of this 1332-nucleotide messenger RNA. RefSeq lists its product as uncharacterized. NCBI's taxonomy places the organism in Eukaryota, Metazoa, Mollusca, Gastropoda, Physidae. Gene Ontology annotation, molecular function: growth factor activity. The record is from RefSeq and is a predicted model, not a curated record. Gene Ontology annotation, biological process: ossification.